Molecule: messenger RNA, 525 nt
Organism: Mesorhabditis belari
Lineage: Eukaryota; Metazoa; Nematoda; Chromadorea; Rhabditida; Rhabditidae
Source: the annotation of a GenBank genome assembly
AUGAGCGAAGAUUGGAUUGAGGAAGCAAAGAAAUUUUUUGAAUGUCGAGAUGACGAUGUCACUCAACCACUGUUUGUAUCUGGAGGAGCUAUUAACGAAAAAACAGAAGAAAAUCAUCGCAAACGCUUGGCUAAAGUGGAAAAGAAUAUCAAGAAUAUCACUUCGUUCAACGGUCUCAAAAAGCUUUUGCAAGGCAAUACUGUUAUCGAGGAUAAUUACUCGGCCGAAUCAAAUGAUAAUGAGCUUCGAUGCAUUUUCUGGAACUGUGGAGGGUUGAUUUCGAAACUGGAAAAGACAACAACUUUCCUCGAAUAUGUCACCCAGAAACGUCCAGAUAUAAUUUUCCUAAACGAACUUAAAUGCUUGGAGGAAAAAUUUGGCAACGGUGACAACGAGGAAACAACGGUCAAAAAAUUAGCCCGCUUCCUCGAUUAUGAAUGCAUCUAUGUACCAUCCACCUCUGAAAACGGUCGCUCAAAGCGUGGCUCGGCUAUUCUUUAUCGAAAAAAUGCCGAAGAAAAGUUC